Molecule: messenger RNA, 501 nt
Organism: Microthlaspi erraticum
Lineage: Eukaryota; Viridiplantae; Streptophyta; Magnoliopsida; Brassicales; Brassicaceae
Source: the annotation of a GenBank genome assembly
AUGAUAUCAUUGUUUUUGUUGAUGAUGAUGAUAAAUAGUAACAACAACAAAAAUCUGCGAGGCUUUAUCAAAAGAAGAAACAGAGAAGGAGAUCCUACACAGAGAGUGAGAUCUUCCUUGCCGGAAAACAAGAUGGGUAAAGCAAGAGGAGUGAACAAUGGUGUCAAUCAAAGCUCUCUCGGCUAUCUCUUUGGUUCCGGUGAUGCUCCUUCCGCCGCCACCGGAGCAAUGGGGACCACUACGACAACAACCACCACAACUACCACUGAUGGAACCGGAGGUAGACCGAUUACGACCACGACGACCACCGUCACGGACAACAAGAAGACAGGUGCAGGUGUUAGAGGAAGCCCUAACAAUUACUUCAGAUCAGAAGGCCAAAACUGUGGAAACUUUCUUACGGAGAGGCCAUCUACUAAAGUUCAUGCUGCUCCUGGUGGAGGAUCUUCUCUUGGUUAUCUCUUUGGAGGACCAAAUGCUACUGAUUCUAGCAAGAAAUGA